AUGCUGUAUUUGUUGAUCUAUAUAGAAGAUAAAAAGCCAGCUGAAUUAUUAGCAGAAGGUUACUGGAUGCGGGAAUGUGUAGACAAGCUUCAAGUCAGCUCAGUUUCAGGAUUAAUUGGGGUCAAAGUCAUUACCACCACCUCUAUAUCACCUCCACCACCAUACCACCAUUCCUCCACCACCAUAUCACCACUACAUGCCUCCACUGUCCCUACCAUCACCGUAUCACCAAACCAUCACCACCAUACCACCAUUCCUUCACCAAAUCACCACUACUCUGCCUCCACGUUCCAUACAAUCACUAUACCACCGCCAACAUAUCACCUUCACCACCAUACCACCAUUCCUUCACCACCAUAUCACCACUACCAUGCCUCCACUUUCCCCACCAUCACUCUACCACCAUACCACCUCCAUUCCCAUACCUCCACUCUUACCACCGCCACCACAUUCCUCGACCGGCCAUCGGCGACCACCGCAUAA
This is a messenger RNA of Penaeus vannamei (Pacific white shrimp), 483 nucleotides long. The record is from RefSeq and is a predicted model, not a curated record. Lineage: Eukaryota; Metazoa; Arthropoda; Malacostraca; Decapoda; Penaeidae.